GGAAGAGAGCCCGACCAAGAGAAGUGAAAAAAGAGGAUUGGAUGUUGAUGCGCUCCAAUCAUAUAUUGCCGACUUCUACACAUUCUCCGUUUUGUACGAAGUACCUAGGUUGGAUUGACCAAAGUAACCCGUGCUGCUGUCCUGGUCGAAGAUAGUCUUUUGUGUAUGUAAACUUGGUACUCAGCGAACUAGUAAUAACCCCGCCGACACUCUCCAGUUAAUCUACGAAGCGGAUUCUCGUGGGGUUUGGAAGCAGCGUUCCCCAUUCAUCAUCUCAUGUGGAUGCUUGGUUCCGACCUCGGAUAUGCAGUCCUCGUUUUUUUACUUCCAAGUCCUCUCGGAGACUUAAGGCUUGUUCAUGAAUCAAUCAUUGAUUGGCAAUCUCACACAUGUUGUCUCGCCGAGAAGAGUUCUUGGAUAACUUCAUCUAAAGCAACACUAUUGCUGGUUCUCUCCCCCCUGCCCAUGAUAUAUUGUUUGAUCCUUCACAUCACCGUCACCCCACAUUUUACCCCGCAUUGCAAUAUCUACCAUCCAAUAUAUCACUAUGCCUCCCAUUCCUCGGCCACUCCUGAGGUUGGCUAUUCUUGAUGAUUAUCAAGGAAUCGCCUCCAAACAUUUCGAGUCACUCAAGUCGACCUUUGAGAUUACCGCGUUUCCAGAUACUCUUCUACCCUACAAUGACCCUUCAACCCCGGAAGAUGUUAAAAAUCAGCUGGUGGAGAGGCUCAAGCCAUUCACAAUCAUCUCAUCGAUGAGAGAACGGACUCCCUUUCCUGCAUCACUCCUAGAAAAACUUCCCAAUCUUAAACUCCUCCUCAAUGCAGCAAGCAGGAAUAAGGGCAUUGAUAUGGAAGCCGCCAAGAAACUUGGAAUUACUGUCACCGGUGCCUCGGGGAAACCAAAAAGAGGACCAGAUAGCACCACGCAACAUGCUGUUGCAUUGAUUCUAGGAAUUGCGAGAAAUGUCGCCUGGGAUGAUAAAACAGUCAAGGAAGGUGGCUGGCAAACAACGUUAGCAACUGGGCUGAGUGGGAAGACUUUUGGAACUUUGGGACUAGGUAGAUUGGGCACGAAUGUAGCCAAGAUCAUGUAUUCGGCAUUCGGUAUGAAGAUUAUAGCAUGGAGCUCAAGUUUGACUCAAGAAACCGCGGAUCAACAGGCGAGAGACUGUGGUUUUGAUACCGAGGAUGAGAAUGGAGAAAAGGUGUUCAAGGCUGUGAGUAAGGAAGAAUUGUUCUCGACAGCCGACGUGGUCAGUGUGCAUUUGGUCUUGAGUGAUCGUUCGAGAGGAAUAGUAGGUGAAGAGGAACUGGAUCUGAUGAAGAAGAGUGCUUUGUUUGUCAACACGUCGCGAGGACCUCUUGUUCAACAGGAAGCCUUGCUGGAUACUUUGCAAAAGGGGAGAAUUCGUGGGGCUGCAUUGGAUGUCUUUGAUCUAGAGCCUUUGCCAGAAGAUAGUCAGUGGAGAAGCACAAAAUGGGGAGAGAAUGGAAGCAGCAAAGUCUUGUUGAGUCCACAUAUGGGUUACGUGGAAGAGGGUACUAUGAAUGAUUGGUAUGAAGUACAAGCCGAGAAUGUUCAGAGGUGGCAUGAGGGAAAAGAGUUGACACAUGUACUGGCUUAGAUGAAAGGUAGUCUCACCCUGUAGUAAUGAAUCUUCCUGUAAUCGAUAGUGCGAUAUAGUGGUGAAUGGAUGAGAAUAAGAGGAACCAGAAUAUUUUAUGCAAAUGCCGCUCCUCGCCGUCGUUAUUUUGCCCUAUUUGUAUAGGUGUCUGUCUAGUAAUCUAGCUCUAGUAAAACUUAGACAUAAUUACUUUUUCA
This is a messenger RNA of Botrytis cinerea B05.10, 1824 nucleotides long. RefSeq lists its product as hypothetical. Gene Ontology annotation, molecular function: oxidoreductase activity, acting on the CH-OH group of donors, NAD or NADP as acceptor; NAD binding. NCBI's taxonomy places the organism in Eukaryota, Fungi, Ascomycota, Leotiomycetes, Helotiales, Sclerotiniaceae. The transcript has a single exon. Bases 548 to 1627 code for a protein of 359 amino acids. The record is from RefSeq and is a predicted model, not a curated record.